GUUGCUGCCACCAUCCUUAGCAUGCUGGUGAAACUCCGUUCUCAGAAAUCGAAUUAUUUGCAAAUGAUGAUGGGGCUUCAUUUGCAUGCCUCGGGAUGUCCGAAGCGUGUGAUAAAUUUGCUCGCUGCGUUUGGUAUAUCAGUGUCGCACAUGACGAUCUGCACAGCCCUUAAAUCACUAACGACGAAUUCACUCCAGGAAGUCCGCCUACAAGUUAGGAAGCGCCCUUUUUUCCUAGUGUAUGAUAAUAUCAAUAUUGCU
Lobosporangium transversale is the source of this 261-nucleotide messenger RNA. RefSeq lists its product as hypothetical. The transcript has a single exon. The record is from RefSeq and is a predicted model, not a curated record. Lineage: Eukaryota; Fungi; Mortierellomycota; Mortierellomycetes; Mortierellales; Mortierellaceae. The annotation marks the transcript as partial.